AUGCGAACCUGCAAAAUUGUGAAAUUUUCGGAAAAGAAUGCUGUUCGAAAAAAAAACAGAACUUCAGGACCCCAAAAUGUUCGUCUUUGGUCAGGGGAACCUAAAGAUCUUGAAUCGUUAAUUUUAGAUUACACCAUUAUUGUAAGUACAUUUUACAGAUCACAAGCAUUUUGGACUUAUCGUAUAAAAGCAUUUCUUUAUUUUCCGACUUAG
This is a messenger RNA of Ambispora gerdemannii, 213 nucleotides long. The record is from the annotation of a GenBank genome assembly. NCBI's taxonomy places the organism in Eukaryota, Fungi, Glomeromycota, Glomeromycetes, Archaeosporales, Ambisporaceae.